Molecule: messenger RNA, 1221 nt
Organism: Colletotrichum fioriniae
Lineage: Eukaryota; Fungi; Ascomycota; Sordariomycetes; Glomerellales; Glomerellaceae
Source: RefSeq, a predicted model, not a curated record
AUGCCUGAAAUUGCUGAAGGUAAGACUGAUCUGAUGGAACUGAGAAAGGCGGGUUGGCUCAUGUUCUCCCAGUCGCGCGGCAAGAAGAUCGCCAAGGUCUCGGCCCCUGACGAUGCCAAUGUCUUUGGCAAAGUCGGCACCAGCGGUCCAGCCUUUGAGAAAGCUGUAAAAGGAUGGAUUCACAUCAAAGGCGACAAGACGGCUUACACAAACUAUUACAAAAAGAUGAAGGAUGGCGAAGCAGACGUCUGGCCACCCAAAUACUGGAAAUUCCACAUCGAGACCGAAGGCACACCCAAAGUCUCGGCCGCCUUCACAGACCCCCGUCGCUUCGGCCGUAUCCGCCUCGUAGACUGCCCCGGCGCAGAUAUCCGAUCCCACUCGCCCCUGAAAGAAAACGGACCUGACCCGGUCGUCGACGUCGAUGUCUUCACGGAAACCUACCUCCGGCAAAAGAUGCAGUCCCGCCACGUCCCCGUCAAGGCCCUCCUCCUGGACCAGAGCCACAUCAGCGGCAUCGGCAACUGGGUCGCCGACGAGGUGCUGUACCAGUCCCGGCUGCACCCGGAGCAGUACUGCGACACCUUUGACGAAGGGGAGAUGAAGAGGUUGUACGAGACCGUGCGGUAUGUCUGUCAGACGGCCGUCGAUAAGCUCGGCGACUCGGACGAGUUCCCGGACGAUUGGUUGUUUAAUUAUCGCUGGGGCAAGGGGAGUAAAGGCGCCGCGUCGGAGCUGCCCAACGGGGAGAAGCUUGCGUUCAUCACCGUUGGCGGGCGGACGAGUUGCUAUGCUCCUGGGAGGCAGAAGAAGACUGGUCAGGUUGUGCCAUCGGCAAAGGAGGAGCCCGUAGAGGAGGACGAUGGCGGCGGCAAGAAGCCCAAGGCCGCUGCCAAGAAGAAGAGGCCGGCGAAGGCGACCGAGAGCGAUGAGGAGGAGGAGCAGAAGCCCAGCAAGAAAGCACGAGGUGCCAAGGGUUCCGCCCAGGCAAAGCCCACCACGGCGGCAAAGGUGAAGAAGGAGGAGACUCCCGAGCCCGCCGCCGAAGCACCGGCACCAAGCAAGAAGCAACGGGCUCCAAAACAAACUGUGGAGAAGCCCGCGGCCUCGUCAUCCAAGACCAAGAAGGCUGCCGUGAAGAAGGAAGAGGCGGCUGAGAAGACAAAGGCAACGGCGGUAGAGGACACGGGUAGACGGAGGUCCCUCCGACUAAAGGGGUGA